CAAUUUUUCGAUCUAAAUUUGCCAAGUCAGUUUUUUAUUGGAAAAUUGCCAGGUGGCUCGUUGUGCUGUUUCCCUUGAUUUAAGGAUCGAAGGACCUUGUUUUCUUGCCACGGCAACCGUAGAUUCAGAAACCUCCCGAUUUUCGCAGAACCUUACUCGCGGAUGGUGUAGAAUCUGGAACUGAGGAACGUUUCAUCCGCUGAGCGCAGCCAUGUAUAAUCCCUUCACGGCAAACGCGGCUCCCGUGGCGUACAACAUGGACCCCCAGCAGGCCUAUGCGGGGGCCUAUUCUGGCUAUCCAGUGCAGGCCAACUACGGGACCGUGCAGUAUCCACCCGCGACCACGCAGUAUAGCAAUUAUUCGCAGCAGCAGCAGAAUAGCCAGAUGUAUUCCGGUCUGGAUGCCGCGGUGUACUCGGCGGCGACGGCCAUGUUGGCAGAGCGCGGUCUGCAGCCGCCCAGCAAGCCGUACGCGUCGACCUACUCGCAGAAUCUGCAAUCGGGCGGAUCGGAUGCCAAUUCCAGUUGGAAGAGCCGUGUGGAACAGAUGAAUCCCACGGUGUCCACCACUAGCAGUGCGCCCCGCGGGGGAUCCACCGCGCGGGGCGGGCGCGGGAGUUUCCGCGGGGGUCGCGGCAGUUUUGGCGGACCAGGCCGUGGAUUUCCCGUGAAACCGAAAAAUCCCGAGGAGCAAGUGCAGCACUACUGUGACAUCUGCAAGAUCGUCUGCGCGGGCGCCACGUCCUUCAAAGCGCAUCUGGUGGGCGCCAAACAUAAGCGCCGCGAAGAGCAGGCCAAACAGCUGUCCGGACCCCCGGCUCCGGCGGCCACUGCGGCGCCGGCCGCUUCCGGGACCGGCGCAACACCAGCGCCCCCUGCUCCCAGCGUUUCGACCCCCGCCGCCGUCGCCGCGCCCCCGCCCCCGGCCGCGUUUCCCCACCGUCCCGGGCCGCACGGACGCAGCAUCUUCUGCGAGCUGUGCGGCGUGCACACGGCCGGACAGCAGGCCUAUGAGGCGCAUCUUAACGGCAAGAGCCAUCAACGGACGCUGAAGCUGCACAUGAAACUGGGCAAACCCAUUCCGGUCAACGAGCCCACGGUGACGCAGCGCACCCUGCCGACCAUCGGGACGCCGACGAGCAGCGGGCCCAGCACCGGCUCCUCCAUCUGCACCAAAGUGGUGACGGGCGGGAAGACGGUUUUGAUCACGCCCAAGAUGAACUUUGUGGGCGGGACGGUGUUGACCACCACCAACACGGGGAUGCAGGAGGUGCCGACGUCCGGCGCCCCGCCGCCGCCCCCCGCGGCCUCCGCGAUGCCCCCACCGCCGCCGCCGCCCCCCAAGGCACCCGCCCAGGCGCGCCCCAAGAUCCCCAUCAAGCACAUGGUCAACCCCAACACUGCCGGCGCCGACCCCAUCGGGCAGGAGUACGUGCAGAAGCAGGAGCGCGAGGGCAAGGUGGCUUACUACAAGUGCACGCUCUGCGACUGCGAGUUCUCCGACGAGUCAGGGAUGAAUUCGCAUAUCCGCGGCCGCCGCCAUCGCACCAGCUACCAGAAAAAAGUGGACCCGUCGAUCGUCGUGGAGCCGUCUAACGCGCAGAAGAAGCUGAACGAGCGCAACAAACGCCUCGCGGCCCAGGCCGCCCCCCGGGCCCCCAAACGCCCCGGCCCGCCGCCCGGCGGCCCCCCCUCCCCGCCCAAACGCGUUCGCCGCCCCAUCCCCGGCCCGCCGCAAUGGACGCCCCCGGGUCCGGACCCCUACGGCCCCCCUCCCAUGGGCUACGAACCGAUGGGCUACGAGCCCUACCCCGUGCACCACGACCGCUACGGCCCCCCGCCGGGACCCUAUAACGACGCGCCGCCCCCGGGGCCACCGCGCGGACUGUUGGGACAUUAUCCGCGGUACCAGGAACCCCCCGGGGCGCUGUACGUGCCCCCGCGGGCCUCCGGACCGUUGUUGCCGGCGCCGGUAGAAACGGGACGCUUCCCGCCAGGUCCCGGAAGAAUGGAAGGGAUGGGAGGGGGUGGGAGGAUGGAGGACGGGUCGCCGCCGCGGGCGCGUGCGUCGCCGGUGCCGGUGGCGGCGGUGCGGAUGGACCAGCAGUAUCUGCUGCAUAAACACCGGGCCAUCACCCCGCGGGCGGCGGAUUUGAACCAGCUGAACGGGAUGCUGGUGGAGGUGGAGAAGGCGCUCAAGACCGUCGCCGAGAGGCUCAUGUUCCCAACGGAGGAAAAAGCUGUGGGCGUGAAAAUGGAAGAGGGCGCUGCCGUUGCUGUGGUUGCCGCGCCGGCGCCGCCGCAGCGGAUGCUGAAGGGCGCGUACCGCUUCGGACGGAUGAGUAAGAAUCUACUGACCAGCGACAAUAUAGUCGGGGAGGUGCUGCUCAUCUGCAAUCGGCAUCCCUGCGAGGACGACAUGACCAUGGUGGCCAACGCGCUGAAAGCCGAGUUGAAGAUGCUGCAGGGGAAUAGGGAGUUCGCGGUGAUCCCGACGCCGGAGAAAUGCGGCAUUUUCGUGCAGGAGGAGCGUCCCGGGGAGGACAAGGCGGGCAUCUAUCCCGUGUGGGUGUACAUGGCCUUCGGAGGGCUGCGCGACGAGCUGGCGCGACUGGAGACCGAGAAGGCAAACGCAGCAGCAGCAGCAGCUGGAAGCAGUGCGGCGGAGGGUCAGGAAGGCCCGGGCAGUGGCGCCCCUCCGCCACCGCCCGCGGGGGCGCUGCCGACGCUGCCGCCGUCCUCCUCGGCGGUCAUCGCAGGCCCGACGGCCAAUGGCAGCGGUCCGGACGGCCUCCGUGCCGACGGGCCCGCGUCCGCCGCCGCGCCCGCCCCGGCCGCCGGUCAGACGAUGAUCACGGCGCCCGUCACAGCUGCCGCGGUCGUCGUCGGCCCCGGGCUGGACGCGGCGGGGGCGCUGGAUGUGAAGCGCUCGCUGACCGUUCUGGCGCACAGUCGGCGAACUCGCUGGUUUCAGGAGUUCAUUGCGUUCUUCCCGCAGUGCCGCAUGCUGAUGCGCAUUCUCAAUCACGUGCUGGAGCACCACGCGGCGCUGCGUGAGCUGGCCGGAUGGCCGGUGGAGUACCUGACGAUCACGGUGCUGCGCACGCAGGCCGGCUACCACGGCAUCACGCCCGCCGACGUCCCGCUGGCCGAGGCCUUCUGGCUCAUCCUCUCCACCAUCGCCUCGGGCUGCUUCCUGCCGGGCUGUCCGAACGGGUUCAAGGAUCCGUGCGAGCGCGGCGCCGUGGACAUUCUGGGGGAUCUGAGCGGGGCGGAGCGCGUGGCCGUGACCCGCGGCACCGCGGAAUUGUUGAAUCGUUGGCUGACGGAGGACUGGGCGCGCGUCCUGGACGUGGAGCCCCUGCCGGGCGACCCCCUGUACCCUCCCGCGGCCCCGCCCACCGCCGUCCCCAUGGAGGGCGUCCUGGAGAACGGGAAGAGCGCCGACAAGGCGCCGGAGCCGGAUUUCGCCAGCGACACCAUGUUAUCUUGAAGUUCAUCCUUGUUUUAUCGUGCGGAUGUGUUCUCCCGCCGGGCGGCAGUCACGGAGGUUGUAUAAUAUUAAUCGCUGGAUUAUUCGUCAUUUUUUACAAAAUAUUUCCUAGUAUUUUUAUUUACCCGGAUUAUGUUGUUGCUUGAUUAUCCGGCGUUUACUGCUGGUUUGUCGCUGCCAUAAUGUUGCGUUUUUUGCCAGUUUGUGUGUGCAUUCUGAUAAAAUUUUUAAACAGCAUCGUCGUCGAAGUUGGGCCAUUAAAACAAUUUUUAAUUCCGAAUUGUUGGCGAUAAUUUAUUAAUCAAAUUUAAUCAU
This is a messenger RNA of Paramacrobiotus metropolitanus, 3808 nucleotides long. RefSeq names its product zinc finger RNA-binding protein-like. The transcript has 18 exons. Lineage: Eukaryota; Metazoa; Tardigrada; Eutardigrada; Parachela; Macrobiotidae. Gene Ontology annotation, cellular component: precatalytic spliceosome. Gene Ontology annotation, molecular function: zinc ion binding; double-stranded RNA binding; single-stranded RNA binding. Bases 212 to 3493 code for a protein of 1093 amino acids. The record is from RefSeq and is a predicted model, not a curated record.